Molecule: messenger RNA, 578 nt
Organism: Eupeodes corollae
Lineage: Eukaryota; Metazoa; Arthropoda; Insecta; Diptera; Syrphidae
Exons: 1
Coding region: 81-533 (150 amino acids)
Molecular function (GO): protein binding
Source: RefSeq, a predicted model, not a curated record
AGAUACACAAAGUAAAAUAGAAAGCUAGGAGUCUCAUGUUAUUGAACAAUCAUUUUCAUUUGUAAAUUGAAGCUCAAAACAUGUCUGACAAUUUGACCAAAAAGGAAUCUCAACUUUUAGAUACGAUACGUCAACAAUUUCAAGCCGAAGGUGGUGUCUAUGAUGAAAUAAAAUGUCAAUUGCAACAUCGAUUAGUGCAAAUGAUGCGUGGAAAUGAAAAUAAAACCGAUGUUGAUGAUAAAGCAGCUAACAAAAGAAAUCAUAAGAAUGAAAGGAUCGUUUUGGUGAAUCAAUUAAUUAUGGAGUAUUUGCAUUGGUAUCAAUUAAAUUAUUCGGCAGAAAUGUUUGCAAUGGAAACACAAAUGGAUUGUAACAGUUGGAAUUCUUAUGCCAAUCGAGAAUUAAUUGAGGCGGCUUUAGGGAAAUUUCAAGAAAAAGAAAUACCUAUUUUAUUAGAAAUUGUUUUGAAUCUGUGGAAAAAAGAUCAAGAAUCACCAGCUAAACCGACAGUUUCAAAAGCUUCUUUGAAUUAGAGUUGUAGAUUAUUUUGAAGUUUAUUAAAUUAAUUUGAAAUGGUA